AGCAUACCCUGUGACUUCUCACUACCUGGAAUGGGCAUGAGCAGCACCUACACCACCCUAAUGCCACUAAAGCCACUGCCCCUAUCUCUACCGUGUCAGACAAGUUCCACCAUCCCCGCCAUCACCACCACCCCCUGUGGCUCUCUGUCAAUGUCAGUGAUAGCUUUACCCUGAUGGGAGAUGACAGGGGGAUCCCCUCCAUGAACAACCUGUACAGACCUUACAAACACAUGACUGGAAUGGGGCAGAGCUUGUCCCCCUUGACAGCUAACCCUCUAGACAAUGGCUUGGGCUCCAUCCAAAACAGCCAACAAAGUCUGCACAACUAUGGACAACUUGGGCACAACAGGAUAGCAAGAGGCAAUCAGCACCUCCCCAGGGAGCUGGCUACCCCACCAUCUGCCAUGAUGUCUCAUCUCAAUGGGAUGGGCUCAAUCUCAUGGGCUCAUGUUGACCUCCAGCCGUCACAGGCCACCCUCAUCUUCCAGGUCCCAGCUGAGCAACUCUGGGCAGUUGGAUGAGAUCAAGUGGU
This is a messenger RNA of Staurois parvus, 532 nucleotides long. Lineage: Eukaryota; Metazoa; Chordata; Amphibia; Anura; Ranidae. The record is from the annotation of a GenBank genome assembly.